Molecule: messenger RNA, 456 nt
Organism: Colletotrichum gloeosporioides
Lineage: Eukaryota; Fungi; Ascomycota; Sordariomycetes; Glomerellales; Glomerellaceae
Exons: 1
Coding region: 1-456 (151 amino acids)
Source: RefSeq, a predicted model, not a curated record
AUGGCACGGCUGACGGCAGUCGUACUGCCUAUCCUGAGUGAAAUAGACUAUCGGGAUAAAACGAGCGAUGGAGCCGAGCCGCAGCGCUCUCUCAUACUGAACAUCGCAUCGGGGGGUACGUAUGGCAGCCCUUGGCUUGUCAUGUACGGUGCAACCAAAGGCUUCAACUGGGCCUUGAGCAACGCACUUGCAAUGGAGUUAGAAGCCGAACGCGAGACUCAGAACGUGCAUUGCUUGUGUGUUGUGCCUGGGGAUGUGAAGAGUCAAGGGAAUUCGUUAUGGGUAACGAAGGGGUCUCCAGACUCCAGCACUUUUGGAAGGCUAGUAGUGAGUCGAAUUGACGGCGCCAUUUCCAUAGGGUGGCGGGAAAUGAGACCCUACUGGCUCCAUGACUUGCAAUGUUAUUUGUUGCGUGUCAUUCCGGAGAGCCAAAGACCAGGGCGUUGGUUAACGUGA